AGGUGCAACAAAAGAUGCUUUUCUACCUCACAACUCUCUCCCUCUCUCGUUUUCUUUUGGAGGACCCUUUGAUCGUCCCCGAAAGUGAGACCGACAUGCAAAGGCGUACGACCUCGGAUGCUUGGCAUUACAAUGAUUUCUUGUGUAGAAAUUAUAUCCUUAAAGGAAUAGACGAUUCUCUCUACAAUGUCUAUAGUCCGAUUAAGACGACAAAGGAGUUAUGGAAUUCCUUGGAGAUGAAGUACAAGAUAGAAGAUGCCGGGAUUAAGAAAUUUCUCGUCGGCAAAUUCCUAAAGUACUUAAUGGUGGACACUAAGUCGGUGGUAAGCCAAGUUCAAGAGAUUCAAAUCAUCUUUCACGAUUUGUUGACCGAAGGAUUGAUUGUGAAUGAAGCCUUCCAAGUUGCAGCUAUUGUUGAAAAGUUACCACCACUUUGGAAGGACUUCAAAAACUAUCUCAUGCAUAAACGCAAAGAGAUGACAUUGGAGGACUUGAUUGUUCGACUUCGAAUUGAGGAAGAUAAUCGAAAAUCUGAAGUAAGGGCCAACCGGAGCGACUUCGAGGCUAAGGCAAACUUGGCCGAGUCAAGCUCUAAUAAGAACCGCAAGAGAACUUCAAAGGGAAAGCAACCUCAAACGAGCACCAAGAAGUUCAAAAGGAAUUGCUACAAUUGUGGUAAAUCUGGGCAUCUUGCGAAAGAUUGUCGUCUCCCGAAGAAGGGUAAAGAUAGCGCACAUAUAGCCGAGGAUAAAUCUGUUCCCAUUGACUUAUCUGAGCUCGAUCUAACCGCCGUGGUCCAAGAAGUUAACUUGGUUAAUAAUCCACGAGAAUGGUGGGUCGAUACGGGAGCAACUCCGCAUAUUUGUACGGAUAGAGAUAUGUUCUCGUCUUAUACCCCUAUCGACGGAAGGAAGCUAUUCAUGGGCAACUCUUCGACAUCAAACGUCGUGGGAACGGGAAAGGUGGUGCUGAAAAUGACUUCGGGCAAAGACUUGACGCUAACGGAAGUGUUGCAUGUCCUGGACAUCCGUAAGAACCUUGUAUCCGGUGCUCUUUUGAGCAAAGCCGGUUUUAGAUUAGUCUUUGAGGCCGAUAAAUUUGUAAUGACUAAGAAUGGUGUCUUCUUAGCGAAAGGAUACCUAGAUGAGGGUCUUUUUAAGAUGAAUGUAAUGAAUGUUAUCCACCAAGAGGCGAAGAAUAAAGAAAGUAUUUUUUAUUUGUUGGAGUGUUCUAAUUUAUGGCAUGAUAGAUUAGAACAUGUGAACUUUAACACAAUUAAAAGGUUGGUGAAUUUGGAAUUGAUACCAAAAGUUAAAAUUGAUUCACACAACAAGUGCGAAACAUGUGUUGAAGCAAAAGUGGCUAAAACACCAUUUAAACCGGUGAAGAGAAGCACUAGUCCACUCGA
Messenger RNA from Striga hermonthica, 1408 nucleotides. NCBI's taxonomy places the organism in Eukaryota, Viridiplantae, Streptophyta, Magnoliopsida, Lamiales, Orobanchaceae. The record is from the annotation of a GenBank genome assembly.